UGCACAUAAAAUACCCGGUUUUAACUUUCACCUUAGAGAAGAAAAGAAGAAAAACUUUGACGGAUGGGAGAGAGAGAACAUAAUUCAUCAAGUUCAACAAAAAAGCCACCAACCGACGUAACACUCCAACAACCUGUCUGUCUCCGUCUCCGUUUCAGCACGCGCCGUCUUCACCUCUCCCCCUUGUACUCUAUCAAUUACACAAGGACAUCUCAUUUACCUUCUUUGAACUCUUUUGGUUUCCUGAACCUUUUUUGGAAGUAAACAUUGUACACAUUCAAUUUAGUAAUUGAUGUGGCCCAUAUGUCUGCUAUUCAACAAGAUUCUUAAGACGGGAGAUGAAAGAGAAGUAAAAGAAGAAAAUCUGAAGGUGAUUGAACCGUACCUGUUUCAGAAUUUAUCAUGUAACAUAGAUUCCAAUCCUCCGUCAUUACGGCGCUCACUUUUCAUUGAAGUACCACACAUAAAUCAAAUAUAUACAUGGGAUUGCGGCCUUGCUUGUGUGGUAAUGGUUCUGAAAACUAUCGGUGUCAACAACUUCGAUAUUCAGGCACUGGCUGACCUAUGCUGCACAAAUAGCAUUUGGACUGUUGAUUUGGCAUAUUUGUUACAGAGAUUUUCUGUUACUUUUUCCUACUUAACAGUGACAAUCGGUGCAAACCCAAACUAUUGUGGUGAAUCCUUUUACAAGGAGGAAUUGCCUAAUGAUCUAGUAAGAGUGGAUACGCUGUUUCAGGAUGCAAUGGAGGCUGGAAUUGAUAUACAGUGCAGGUCACUUAGUGAAGAGGAGAUUUCCUUUCUCAUAUUGUCUGGGAAAUAUUUGGCCAUUGCAUUAGUUGAUCAUAAUAAAUUGAGUCAUGCAUGGCAAGAUGUUCAUGUCGCCGGCGUCCUCAGCAAUAACUCUGACUACACUGGUCACUAUGUGUUGAUAUGUGGCUUUGACGCUGGAGCAGAUAUGUUUGAAAUUAGAGAUCCUGCUAGCUCUAGGAAACAUAAAAGGAUAUCGUCAAAGUCUUUAGAAGAAGCUCGAAAGGCCUUUGGUACCGAUGAGGAUAUUCUGUUGAUAUCUUUGGAGAAGAGCAAGAAAGAUCAUCAACCUUCUCCACAUCUCCCCAUCAAUUCCACUACCGAUUCUUGAUUACCUUUCCCUGUUUUUUGUAUAUAUCGCAUUCCUUGUGUAUUUCAUUACUCAAAACUGUAUAGUAGCGAUCCAAUUCAUUCUAAUCUUAUGUAAACUAUGUGUUAUUUUAUCCAAUAAACAUGUCAUUCAAACAA
Vicia villosa (hairy vetch) is the source of this 1275-nucleotide messenger RNA. RefSeq names its product guanylyl cyclase 1. Lineage: Eukaryota; Viridiplantae; Streptophyta; Magnoliopsida; Fabales; Fabaceae. The record is from RefSeq and is a predicted model, not a curated record. The coding region runs from base 293 to 1138 and encodes 281 amino acids. The transcript has 10 exons.